Caenorhabditis bovis is the source of this 882-nucleotide messenger RNA. The record is from the annotation of a GenBank genome assembly. Lineage: Eukaryota; Metazoa; Nematoda; Chromadorea; Rhabditida; Rhabditidae.
AUGCGAACCAGAAUUGGGAUAUUUUUGCUGAUUGCCGCAUUGUGUUGCGUCGCUUUCGCCGACAGUGAGAUGGGGAAAGACGUCGACACUGUUGAUGUGAACAAUGAGGACGACAACAAGCCGGACGAUGUCGGUACCGACAAAUCGUCGUCACCAAAGUCGAUCAUCGCGAAAGACAUAUCGUUCUAUCAUGGAUUCCUCGCCUCAUUCUCGGUCAUCGUCGUGUCGGAGCUCGGCGACAAAACGUGGUUCAUCGCGGUGAUAAUGUCGAUGCGACAUUCGCGAUUGACAGUGUUCGCCGGUGCGAUGGGAGCGCUUGCGCUGAUGACGGUGCUCUCAGCGUGUCUCGGCUGGAUCACACAGGUGAUCCCGCGCGCCGUCACUUACUAUCUGUCGACGGCGCUGUUCGCGUUGUUCGGCCUCAAAAUGCUCCAUGAGGGCUGGAACAUGUCGCCGAACGAGGGCCAAGAGGGCUAUGAGGAAGCGCAAGCCGAGGUGGCGAAGCGCGAAGGCGAGCUGGAUGCGUCCAAGUUUGAAGCGCUCGAAUCGGGCGGUGUCAAAGAGUCAAGCCAAACGACGAAAAUCUUUUUGUUCGCCUCGCGAAUCUUCAUCGAAGCGUUCACGCUGACAUUCGUCGCCGAAUGGGGCGAUCGAUCGCAAUUGACGACGAUCAUUCUCGGAGCACGCGAAAACAUUGCCGGUGUCAUUAGCGGCGGAAUUCUCGGCCACGGAUUGUGCACCGGAAUCGCGGUCAUCGGCGGCAAAAUCGUUGCGCAGAGGAUAUCGGUGAGAACCGUAACCCUCAUCGGCGGUGUCGUCUUCCUGUUGUUCGCAUUGUCGGCGUUGUUCAUCAAUGAUAUCGAAUCGGCGGCGUCCGCUUAA